Aspergillus wentii DTO 134E9 is the source of this 897-nucleotide messenger RNA. Its product is annotated as chitin synthase export chaperone. Gene Ontology annotation, cellular component: endoplasmic reticulum membrane. The coding region runs from base 1 to 897 and encodes 298 amino acids. The record is from RefSeq and is a predicted model, not a curated record. Lineage: Eukaryota; Fungi; Ascomycota; Eurotiomycetes; Eurotiales; Aspergillaceae. Gene Ontology annotation, biological process: protein folding. The transcript is spliced from 7 exons.
AUGGGUUCGACGCAAUUCGGGAAUUUCCAUGACUUUUGUCGAGACUCGACAUUACCAGUCUGCAAUCUCUUCAAGGAAAACCAACCCCCAAAUAAAGACUUCGGCGGUUGUCCCCUCACGGGUAUUGGCCUCAGCAAUGACAGGAACCUAAGCAAUCUGGGAUCGAUCAUUCUAGCCUUCAUCUCGAUCCUCGCGUCAGUCUUUUUGAUAUGGAGAUCCGAAAGGAAGAAGGCAGCCGUUGGGCGAAGGGAGAUGCAAUUGUUCCUCUUCGGCUUCAUCGUCAUCGAGAUUUGUGAAAUUUUUACCGUGGGUGGUUUCCCACUUGACGAUGCGGUUCGAAAGGGUUUUUCGGCUGCUCAUAUUGCCGCAAUCACUGCAACUUGCUGGGUUCUUUUGUUGAAUGCCGCCGUGGGUUUCCAACUGCUCGACGACGGCACACCCGCUUCGAUGGGUCUUCUCCUGACCUCCGCCUUGGUUUUCUUCAUCGGAACGGGCUAUAUUGCCCUGGAUACCGCGUUUUCAUGGACCGGCCAUUUCGAUUCAAGUUUACAGGGCGAUAACCGGAAUAUCGCCUUGUACGUGCUGUACCAGCUGUUCCCGCUGGUGUGUCUUGUGGUUUUUUACGUUAUGGAGUCCAUCUUGGUGCUCCGGAUCUUGGGCGAGUUUCGGCCGAUGUUGUACUUGACCAGUGCAGGUCUGCUGUUCGCUAUUGGCCAGAUCUUCACCUAUGUCAUCAGCGUUCAUCUUUGUUCAGCAACAGAUGGCAAAAUCAACGGUGCCCUGUUUGAAACUCUUUUCACACUCUUGGCAGUGGCUAUGAUCUGGAUGUUCUGGAGUAGUAUCACAGAGGAUGACUGGCCGAUGCCGGUGACAAGUGGCGGCCCCGGAUACAACUAA